CACCAUCAUCUCCUCAACCUCCACCCUGGAUAAACACGCUCAAACCCUCACACACACUCCGCGGAGACAGACAGGAGUGUGUGUGUGUGUGUGUGUGUGUGUGUGAGAGAGAGAGACACUGAAAACAUUCAUUUAUUUUAAAAAACAUAUUUGAGUAGUUAUUAAUGUGGAUGGAGAAGCGACGUGGGCUUAGUGGAGAGAUUCUCCUGUUUUUAUGGCUGAAGUUGUGAUGAAGUGAAGAUGUGGAUUAAAAUCGGAGAACUCCGGGAUCCAUGCAGAUGAACGAUCUCACAGGAAACGGCGACUAGCGAGAAGUCUGACUGACAAGGCUACAACUUCUUUGAAGAAACUUUUUUAAAAAGCCGCACAGUUUAAAAAAAAAACUUUCAAAGCCUCACAGUGGCAUUGAGCAGCACAUCGGACCAUCUGAGGAGUAAAAACUAUUUCUGUUUUCAUCUUUUCAGACGUGUGGCGCUUUUUACAAUCCAUUUCUAAUAUUUAUUGGCAGAUUUGCUGCAAAGUUUGGAGAAAAAAGUGAAUUUUUUCCCUUGAUGACGCACGUCACAUGCUUAUGUGACAGAAAACAACUUGAGUAAAAAGUGAAUUAUGUAAAGACUUUUGUCUGAUGAUUAGCGCAUGCUAGCAUUUCACAUUUAGCGCUGUUCUCAGAUUAUAUAAUGACUGACACGUGCAUGUUUUACUCUUUUUCUGACGGCUAGCUCUCUAUUUUGUAGCCGUAUUUUGCAAUACAUUUCAAUCUGCUAAAGACUGUAAAGUAAAUUUUUACAAAAUUCUGAAUCGGCUAAAUCAGCGCUAGCGCUAGCAUGCUGCCUUUACAAACCUAAACAUCCUAAAAUCAAGCCUCAGAUUCCGUGUUUUAUUUCCGUCGUUGUUAUCCGUUGCAAAUGAUUUAGCAGCCAUGCAGCUAGCGUUAGCGUUAGCACUGCAGGCGUGUUGGGUGUGUAUUAGCCGUGCGAUACAGCACUCUCCGGCCUCAUGGGGGCACUACGACGUCUGCAGAUCACAACUUUACACAGACGAUGGACUCGUGUGGCAUUACAUGGCGUGCCAGCCGGAAUCCACCGACAUGACCAAGUACGUCAAAGUGAAUCUGGAGCCGGAGAACAUCACGUGCGGAGAACCGCCCGAGAUCUACUGCGCUCUGGAGAACCCGUACAUGUGCAAUAACGAAUGUGACGCCGCUACAGAGGAACUCGCUCACCCUCCCGAGCUCAUGUUCGACGUUGAGGGUCGAAACCCGACCACAUUCUGGCAGUCGACCACGUGGAAGACGUACCCCAAACCUCUGCAGGUGAACAUCACGCUGUCGUGGAACAAAACCAUCGAGCUGACCGACGACAUCGUGAUCACGUUCGAAUCGGGUCGACCCGAGCAGAUGGUCCUGGAGAAAUCUCUGGACUACGGGAGAACGUGGCAGUCGUACCAGUUCUACGCCACCGACUGCCUGGACGCCUUCGCCAUGGAGCCCAGGUCCGUGCGUGAGAUUUCCCAGCGCACGCUGCUGGACAUCUUCUGCACCGAAGAUUAUUCCCGAGGUUACGUCUGGAAAUACGACAAAACGGUGCGAUUCGAGAUCAAAGAUCGUUUCGCGCUGUUCGCCGGCCCACGACUGCACAACAUGGCGUCUUUAUACGGACAGUUAGACACCACCAGAAACCUGAGGGACUUUUUUACACUGACAGAUUUACGGGUCCGACUUUUACGGCCCGCGACGGGAGCCACGACGGUGGACGAGGACAAUCUGUCCAGAUAUUUCUACGCCAUUUCAGACAUCAAAGUCCAAGGCAGGUGUAAGUGUAACCUCCAUGCCAACUCGUGUGUGUUUGAUAAAGGGAAGCUGAGCUGCGAGUGUGAACACAACACGACGGGACCCGACUGUUCACGCUGUAAAAAACACUAUCAGGGCCGAGCGUGGAGCCCGGGGUCGUACCUGCCCAUUCCCAAGGGCACGGCUAACGUGUGUGUUCAGAGCGGUCCAGCAGGUCGGCCGAACGUCUCGUCUCUUGGAGUCGCAAAUCGAAAUCAAGCUCGAGUGUGUGACGACGUGCUGCUGCGCUGUCAGAACGGCGGAGUGUGUGUUCAGCACCAGCGCUGUCGCUGUCCUCCGGGAUUUUCCGGAGUGUUGUGUGAAACGGAGCGAUGCCGCGGUGGCCAGGCCUGUGAGGAGCUCCGAUCAGGACGUGACUGUCUCCGUCUCUCGUCUCUGCCACUCUUUUAUUCCCUCGUUCUCUCGCUCUCGUCUCUCCGCCGCGUCUGA
This is a messenger RNA of Pangasianodon hypophthalmus (striped catfish), 2278 nucleotides long. It is a transcript of the gene ntng1b, whose product is annotated as netrin-G1. The record is from RefSeq and is a predicted model, not a curated record. The coding region runs from base 920 to 2278 and encodes 452 amino acids. Lineage: Eukaryota; Metazoa; Chordata; Actinopteri; Siluriformes; Pangasiidae. The transcript has 7 exons. Gene Ontology annotation, molecular function: cell-cell adhesion mediator activity.